AUGCACGUGGACUGGAAUGGCGCUGACCGGCAGCAGGCACAAGAAGCGCUUCGCAAGGUCUCUCAGGCGGCCGCCGACUGCGAGAAGGAGCCGCCCGCUGUACUUACCGAGCGCCGCCGCCUAAAGCCCGCGAAGCUCCCGAACUGGAAGGGGCUGGGCAAGGGCGCGCUGGACCUGGUCAGGGAGAACUCGAUUUUGCCGGAGGUAAUCAUGCUCACGCAUUGGUCUAACCUCUUGCAGGCCACCCCUGCCCCAGAGACGACGCUGCCGCUCGCCCGCGCCUUCGCUUCGAUCCCCGAGAACCGGGGCGACCGCAUGUGGGACCUCGUGAACGGUAAGCAAGUCUGCAUGUGGGCCCCCAAGGACCCGAGUGCGCUUUCUCGCUGCCUCGCUUCUUUUAUGCGCCGGGCCCCGGAGGACCAACGGCCAGCUUCGCUACAGGUUCUUGCAAUUUUUCCUUGCGAGAAGGGCACGCACUCGGUCGGCAACAUCGCGGAUCUCUGGAGCUUCCCGCCUUUCUUGUCCGAGCGGUGGAUGCCUAUCGUUCGGGGGUUUUCUUUUGCAGCCUUCCCAUUCGAGAUGAUCGCGUCCAACGCCGUCAGCGCCCCCCGGCACGAGCCCAAGGGCAUUGCAAUCUUUACGCUGUCGCACGUGAUGCCCAGGAGCAUCCCUAAGAUGAUCAGCCCUGGCGCCAUAUUGACGGUCGGCGACUACGACGCCUUCGCGUUCGACAUGCACGCGGACCAUCUCCCGCAGUUCCUCGCGCUAGCUCGCACGGGCGGCUUGCGUGACGCAUGUUUCCGCCAUCGCCGUCGGAGCCCCAUCAGCUCGAGUUUUUCACCGAGAGUCGUCAUUGAUGUCAUCUUCCCUCGCGCGGCCACAACUUUGGACCAGGCGAUGCUCCUGCAGAGCCUCCGCCGGUGCCUCCCGCACAACGACAUUUUCUAUGGCAGCCACUCCCUCAUGAGCGACUCUGGCCCGAUGAUCUUGGAGUGCAACGGCAGCGGCUCAGCGCAUCACUUCUGGCCGCUCUGCUCGCAGAUGCUCGCCCUCGACUCCAAGCGCUACCUGGUCGCCACGGCGGCCUCCGCCGACGCGUGGACAGAGGUCAUGGCAAGGUCGCGGGUCGCCGCCCCGUCAACGACGGCGGCUCUGGUCAAUGCGGACAAACGCCGCGGCAACAAGGCCGCCCACCUCUCCGAACACAUCGCCGAGAUCGUCGCGAAGGGCGAGUUGGGCCAGGGCGAUUCGGUCGCGCUUAAGCUCUUGAUAGACCACGUCUGCACGGCGACGGGCGCGCAGUUCACCGAGGCCUCCAACCCAGACGCGCCCCAGCCGGGAGAGUGCUAUCACCUGGCCUCACGGGGGCCACGCGCGCCCGCUGGCGUGAUCAAGGUUCUUGCCAAGAGCCAGGAGGACCUUCGCAAACUCUAUGCGGCACUCCACGGCCAAGCCAUCCGGGUGGGCAGGGGCCUCGUCGGCAUCGAGGUGAAGAACGACCUCAUGUUGACCGCGCGCGGGAGGGGAAACGGCACGCGGGCGCGGAACAAGGUGUCCGCCGUGCCCCGGAUCACCCUGGACAUCCGUCGCAGCCCGGCUGCGACUUCGGAGUUCGUUUCACU
Prorocentrum cordatum is the source of this 1622-nucleotide messenger RNA. NCBI's taxonomy places the organism in Eukaryota, Dinophyceae, Prorocentrales, Prorocentraceae. The record is from the annotation of a GenBank genome assembly.